This is a messenger RNA of Phalaenopsis equestris, 569 nucleotides long. RefSeq lists its product as uncharacterized. The record is from RefSeq and is a predicted model, not a curated record. Lineage: Eukaryota; Viridiplantae; Streptophyta; Magnoliopsida; Asparagales; Orchidaceae. Bases 119 to 547 code for a protein of 142 amino acids. The transcript has 4 exons.
CAUUUAGAAUGGAGCAACUCUAACAGCGACGCGUGUUCAGCCGUCACUACCGAUUAGAACUUCAGACGACUCAUCUGAAGAACUCAUCCAUACCAUUUUCCGCCGCCCCUGCACUUUCAUGGCCGCCGCCGGAAUCAAGCUGAACCACAUCGCCCGCGAAUCGCCGGACGUCAAACGCUUGGCUGCCUUCUAUCAGGAGGUGCUAGGUUUCGAGAGGAUCGAAACGCCCAACUUCGGAAACUUCGACGUUAUCUGGCUCCGCCUUCCUCCGGACUUUUCCCUCCAUCUAAUCGAGCGAGACCCGCAGUCAAGACUCCCAGAGGGGCCCCAUGGCGCGCCGCCGGAAGGUGCCGUCGCCGAUCCGAGAGGACUUCCUCGGGGUCACCAUAUUUCGUUCGGCGUCUCCAAUUACGACCAAUUUGUUAAAUCUUUGAAGGAAAGAGGAAUUGAGACCUUUGAGAAGACGCAGCCGGAUGGGAAGACCAGGCAGGUCUUCUUCUUUGAUCCCGACGGCAAUGGCUUGGAAGUUGGGAGCUGGGGAUGCUAAUGGGAAUAUUAUCCCACUCAAA